Molecule: messenger RNA, 1161 nt
Organism: Fraxinus pennsylvanica
Lineage: Eukaryota; Viridiplantae; Streptophyta; Magnoliopsida; Lamiales; Oleaceae
Source: the annotation of a GenBank genome assembly
AUGGAGCAAUUAAAUAUGGCAUUGACAAUGAUAAAGUGCGAUGAGAAUGUAAGAAGGCGUAAAAUGUGCAAUAUAGACAGUGAUCUGUUACCUGAACCAAGGUGUAUUAAGCGCAGAAGACGAGAUACAGCUGCUGCUGCAAUCAGCUCUGAAGGUCGACUGAUCAAACAAGAAGUCGAUCCAACUGCUCCAACAACAGUGAAGAGAAGUUCAAGAUUCCGAGGUGUAAGCAGGCAUAAAUUGACAGGUCGAUAUGAAGCACAUUUGUGGGACAAACUCUCGUGGAAUGUAACUCAGAAGAAAAAGGGAAAACAAGGGGCAUAUGAUGAAGAAGAAGCUGCAGCGAGAGCAUAUGAUUUUGCUGCACUCAAGUAUUGGGGGAUAUCGACUAUUACCAAUUUUCCCAUAUCUGAUUACGAGAAGGAAAUUGAAAUUAUGCAGACUGCAACGAAAGAAGAGUACCUAGCCUCACUAAGAAGAAAGAGCAGUGGGUUUUCAAGAGGGGUAUCGAAGUACAGAGGAGUUGCCAGACACCAUCACUAUGGAAGGUGGGAAGCUAGGAUAGGAAGAGUUUACGGAAAUAAGUACCUCUACCUUGGAACUUACAGUACACAAGAAGAGGCAGCUCGUGCAUAUGAUAUUGCUGCAAUUGAGUACCGGGGGGUAAAUGCUGUUACUAAUUUUGAUUUAAGUACCUACAUCAGAUGGUUGAAGCCAGGAGCCAAUGAUUCAGUUUCUGCUCAGGAACAAAACUUUAGCCCAGAGUCGCAAGCAUUGUUAACCCCUCUUCGUUCAUGUGAAGAAUCCUUGUCCCCUUGCUCAAAAACUAGAGCCUUCAAUGUAGAUUUCCCGAGAAAGACUGAAAAAUUUGCAAGAAACAUUAGUCCGUGCAACAAAUCAUCUUCUCCAACAGCACUUGGCCUACUCCUUCAGUCUUCAAUAUUUAAAGAACUGGUUGAGAAAAAUUCAAAUAUGUCAGAAGAAAAUGAUGAGGAAAACACCAAGAGCCUGCUAGAGGUGAGCAGUGAUGAUGAAUAUGGAAAAAUAUUUUAUGAUGGAAAUGCAGAUUUUCCAUUCGUGCUUUCUUCUAAUGGCCAUGGAAUUGAGUUGCAAGGACACAUGAUUGGGAACGGCUUUAUAAACAUGGUCCCUAUGUGUUAA